Molecule: messenger RNA, 1619 nt
Organism: Quercus lobata
Lineage: Eukaryota; Viridiplantae; Streptophyta; Magnoliopsida; Fagales; Fagaceae
Product: cytochrome P450 76T24-like
Exons: 2
Coding region: 8-1516 (502 amino acids)
Molecular function (GO): iron ion binding; monooxygenase activity; oxidoreductase activity, acting on paired donors, with incorporation or reduction of molecular oxygen
Source: RefSeq, a predicted model, not a curated record
CGAGUUAAUGGACUACCUAGCAUUUUGUAUAAUACUAAUUCCCUUCGUGUGGGCAUGCAUUGCUGUGCUCACCUCCGCUUUAGGAGGCCGGAAGUCUGGCUCCUCCAUACUUCCCCCAGGCCCCCACCCUUUUCCAAUCAUCGGAAACAUCUUGGAGCUGGGCAAUAAACCCCAUCAAGCUAUUGCAAAGCUCUCCAAAACCUAUGGACCCCUUAUGACUCUCAAGCUUGGGAGCAUAACAGCCAUAGUCAUUUCCUCUCCAAACAUAGCCAAAGAAGCACUCCAAAAAAAAGACCAAGCCUUCUCUGGCCGAAUUGUCUUGGACAUUAGCCGAGUAUUUAACCAUAACGAAGUUUCAAUAGCGUGGUUGCCUGCAUUGGCUCAUUGGAGGAACCUCAGGAAAGUUUGUGCCACGCAAAUAUUUGCUCCACAACAACUCGAUGCCACACAAGCCCUUCGACAAAAAAAGGUGCAAGAAUUACUUGACCAUGUUAAUCAAUCUUGCAGCAAUGGUGGGAAAGUGGUUGAUAUUGGUCGAGCAGCCUUCAUUACAGUACUUAAUGUCAUAUCAAACACUUUGUUUUCCAUUGACUUGGCACAUUAUAGUUCAAAUUUAUCGGCUGAAGAUUUCAAGGAGCUUGUAUGUGCUAUCAUGGAAAUAGCUGGAAAGCCUAAUAUUGCAGACUAUUUCCCAGUACUUCGUUUAGUUGACCCACAAGGCGCACGGCGAAGGAUGAAGAUUUGUUAUGCCAAAUUGAUCGAGAUUUUUGACAGAAUCAUCAAUGAACGAGUACAAUUAAGAGCUUCAGAGGGUUCUAAGGCAAGAAACGAUUUACUAGAUUCCUUCCUCAAUCUUUCUGAAGAUGAUAAUUCAGAAUUAAGCUGCGACGAUUUCAAACAUUUGCUUCUGGAUUUAUUUGUUGCAGGGGUUGACACAACAUCAAGCACAAUUGAAUGGGCAAUGACAGAGUUACUUCGCAACCCUGAAAAAAUGGCAAAGGCCCGAGAUGAGCUAGAAAAAGUCCUGCGCAAGGAUGGGCUUGUUCAAGAAUUGGACAUCUCUAAGUUCCCUUUUUUACAAGCAAUAGUGAAAGAAACCUUUCGUUUGCACCCACCAGCACCUUUCCUAGUUCCCCACAAGGCAGAAACCGUUGUAGAAAUGUGUGGCUUCACUGUGCCCAAAAAUGCGCAAAUUAUAGUAAAUGUGUGGGCAAUGGGGCGAGAUCCAAGCAUAUGGACAGACCCUGAUAUAUUUUUGCCUGAAAGGUUCUUAGAGCGCACCAUUGACUUUAAAGGUCAAGACUUUGAGUUGAUUCCAUUUGGAGCUGGAAGAAGGAUUUGUCCUGGAUUACCAUUAGCUAACAAGAUGGUACACUUGAUGUUGGCAUCUCUUGUUCAUUGCUUUCAUUGGAGACUUGCGGAUGAGAUGAAGCCAGAAGAUAUAGACAUGAGUGAGACCUUUGGAAUGACCUUACACAGGUCUGAGCCUCUCCGGGCUAUUCCCAUCAGAUUAUAACUUCUAUUAUUUUCGUAGCCAAUUAUAUUUGCCUGUGUGUAGAAUCGUUUAAUAUGUGUUAGGAUUUUCUGUAAGCAAUAAGCAGGACAAAGAUCACUGUAUG